AUGGCUACCUCCUUCCAACCUAAUGUGCACUACACCUUUGGGUCACCCCUGUCUGCGAGCUCUAUCUUCGGCAGGCGUCAGGCCUCAAAUAUUCUCGAGCAAGAGAGUUAUUCUAACAGUAGCUUUCAAUCUGGAAGUUCCAGACAUGUGUCGAGAAGAGUCAGCAGCAGUGGUAACACUGCACUAGCUGAUGUGGUUAACACACUCACCCGACGGAGCAGCGAUGCAAUGAUAGCAUCCAAAAUCAACGAUGCCGACUAUGAGACAUUGCUGAACUGGAUCCGAGCUGAACGUAUGAGGAAGCUACCCCCCGAGGGAAGCAGCUACGACAAGGCCCUGGUCUGGGCUGUUUUGUUCGUGGGACGUCUGCAUUCCUUCGAUUCAGCCAUUGGACACUUCGCUGGCGACAGCCACACAGCGGCUCAGCUGGCUUACGUGUACUGUGCUAAUCUACUGGAGCUCGGAGAGCAAAAUGCGUCCGCCCUUCAGGACCUCUUCGGGUUCUUUUACCGCUGCUCGACUGGACUCGGCAACUUGUUGGACCGAACGGAGCUUUUCGAUGUGUCCAAAGAUAUCAAGGACCAGCUGAUUCUGGCAUUGGCUGACCUUGUUACUCUGGUUGCUGGCGUUGCGAGCCACUUCAACCGCGCCUUGCAGAAUUCCCAGACGGUGGAAAUUGACAUCUGCCAUCAAUUUUCCGAGUCGCUCAGCAGCUUUCACAGUCGCUGCGAGACCGUCUCUGACCUGAUGUGGAGACACCAACUUGUCCGCGAGGGUCUGAACGGUGAUAAAGUGACCGAGAUAAAGACUAUCAGAAGCUGGCUUGAGCCAGAGGAUCCAGCUCUCACAAAUAUCACCGAGAACACUGCUCAUUUUGCUCAGGAGCGCGAAGAAUCAACCUGUCUCUGGGUGUCUCAGUACUUGACCAGAUUUCUCAAAAGCAACCAGCAAGUCCUUUCCUUCGUAGGAAAGCCGGGAUCCGGUAAAUCAAUCCUGUCAACGGUCAUCAACGACCAUUUACAGCAUCCGGUCGGAGGUGUUACCUACAAGCCAAUCUUUGCGCCAAUUAAUGGCAGGGUGGCUGCGAAUACUACACCGCGGGCUAUUGCGAAGACGAUCCUGUCCCAGCUGUUCGGCAAACGCAUCGGCAAUGUGAGGUUGUACCAGAUCUUAGCCGAUGCUUAUGAGCGGAGCCAGAGAACUGUUGACGAAGAUGCGUAUGACAAUAUUCUCUGGAACGCCUUGGGCAAUUCCCUCAAUGCCAGUCUCAAGAAUGCCAAAGAACUUGUUCUGGUCGUCGAUGGUGUUGACGAGGCUAGUUGCGGCGAGACACCUUUGCUACGAAAGCUCCAGGAGGCUGUUCAGAACGCCGGUAACGUAAAACUGAUUGUCUUCGGCUCCCAGAAGCCGAGUCAAUUCCCAUCCCAAACUACGGUGAACGUCACUCCAGAGCUGGUCUUCGAUGAUAUUGCUGCCGUGGCACGUAAAAUCUUGCAACAGAGUCACGCUUUCAACUAUAUGUCCGAAGAUGACCAAGAGCUCAAUGUGACCCGAAUCGCAGAGGCAUCACAGGGCUCCUUCCUGUGGGCCAAGCUUGCUGCCAAGCGUGUUCGGGAUGAGCAUCCAACAAAUGCGAAUUCUUUGACGAGGUCUAUCCAAAGUAUAGCCAACGCGGGAUACAGUGUUACCGAUUUGGUCUCCCAGUCUGUGCAUUCGAAGUUGAAUGAUGAUGGGAAGAAGAUCUUAACAUGGCUCGCAACUGCGGUUCGCCCACUCAGCAAGAGCGAAUUAACAUCUCUGGUGUCGAUUGAAUUGAACAAGGCCUCGUAUACCGAGCGAGAGAUUGAUAUCCAGCAUACCCUUAAGCCUGUUGCGUCGUUGGUGUUUAUCCAGAAUAACAUGGUCUUCCUCAGACAUGGACAGAUCCGCUCUGCCAUCCUGGACAUUUUUGCCAGGGAGAAGUUCCUUCCGGCCAUCAAGAACCGAAACAGCGAUUUGACGCAGAGGCUUCUGCUCUACACCAAGCAAGCCGUGAAUGAGAGUCAUGACCCGUCUUUGAGUCCCCUGGAUGAGAAGGUUGCUCAGACCUAUCUGGACAAGCACCCUCUUCUGGACUUCGCCCUUCGGUACUGGGUGAACCACGCCAGUCUGGCGUAUGGUUGCACCACUGACAAGGAAAUUGCCACAGCUGGAAAUGAAUUAAGAUCAGUGAUUCCGACAUCUCCCACAGUGCCGUUGUUGGAGAUGACUGUAUGGGAGGGCAAGUCAACCCCAGCGCUUAAGUCACUGCACGAGACCCAGACGCGUCUCUACCGCCAGAUCCUGACCACCACUCACCCCACCACCCUGCAAGCCAUCCUGUGCCAGGCCAUAUUCUAUCGACGUAUUCAUGAUAGCCUGCCUGCCCAGGUUAGUCAAAUUUUUUACGAUGCGGCGGUGAUCAGUAAAGAUGUGCUGUCCGAAAGCCACCUCAUCACAAUGCAGAUGACCAAGUUCUACUUGGAAACCACUGCAGACCAGGUCGUCGAGUCUAAGACGGACGUCAUGAUUAAGCGUGUUCAGAUGCUCGAGCUGCUUGUGGAAUGUUACAAGAUCCAUUACGGAGCCACAAGCACCAUAGUGACAUCCACCUUGACCCAGCUAUCCCAGCACUACAUUUCCAUCAAGGAAGAACACAAAGCCAAGGAAAUUGAAACAUGGCUCCAAACCACGACAGAAAAGCAUCACACACAGAAUCACAGUACAACUCGGCAGGUCGACGGGUCGUUGCUGGUUCACAUCCGCGGUCGUGAAGACACUAACGACCAAGGCAAAACCCUCACUUGGGAACACAUUGAAACUGACGAACUGAUCUCUCAGACUGUGGAUGUCGAAAGCCUUUUCAGUCGGGCGGAGAAGGCCGUGGCUGCGGGACAUUGGAGGGAGGCAGAAAGCCUCUAUGUUGAGCUCUGGCAGCACACCAGCAAGGAGUACCGGACGCGAGAAUCCGAGGCAGCCUCCAUUCUUGAGGGCUUCUGGGAGGAAUAUGAGCAAACUACUUCAAGCUCAGAGGCAGUAGUGUCUCAUUUCCUCGAAGUCGCGCACCUCAUGAAAUCGGUUGGGCUGUCCCGAGUAGCUCUCAAUGUGUUCAAGCACAUCGCCCGGAACAGCACUCGGCAAAGCUCCACCUACCAUGAAGCCGAGCAAUACAUCCGGUCCACUAGUCGGGAAAUCAUGCAGAGCACUAGCUUCGAGUCGUUCCAGACUGAGUCCAGCCUCGAGGAGAUUGUGUACCAUUCUUCCAGUACCGACGAAGUUACCGUCAAGGCUUCCAACAAGCUGUUAGAACUGUAUUUGUCGCAGCACCGGUGGCAGGAUGCGACCAAGAUCUUGAAACGGCUUCUGCGCAGCGUUUGGCCGGCCUUGUUCGCCCCUUCUCUGGAUGACGUCGUCCUUCCCUCGACAAAUCUAGAUAGGGCUAUCGAGCUAACAGAGCGUCUGAGCAACUGCUAUCGGUCCAGACGCUAUCAGCUCAAGGAAGAAGACAUCCGGGUGCGUCUCUAUCGCGCUGUUCGGCGUGACCGACCCGCCGGCGAUAGGCUACUUGAGAGAGUGACGACUAGCCUGUUGCGUCUGUACGAACGUACCUCUCAAACAGAGAAGGUGAUCACUAUUCAUCAGGACAAGCUCCAGGACUACACCAAGCGUUAUGGUGGAAGUCACCCUACCGUCCUGAAGGAGUUGUGGACCUUGGCGGAGCUCACCCGUCCCCGGCCCGUGGCUGUUGACUAUUACCGCCAGAUAGUUUCUAUUCUGAACAAGGAUUCCGAGACCUGCCACCCAGAUGCAUUUGAGCCCUUACUUGUGGUUGCAACGGAGCUUUUGAAUCAAGGCCGGUACAGUGAUGCACUGAAGCCCUGCCGCGUGUUGUUCAACACGCUCCAAAACCCGAAGAUCAGUCCGAAGCUUCAGGACCAAGCCUUUGUGCAGACCAUUUAUGAACGCUAUGUCCACUGCCUGCGCAUGGUUCAGAGCGACACUGCUUCUAUUCAUGAUGUGACUGUCCAGUAUCGUAAGUCGUGCAUAAGUCUGUUUGGCUCCACUGCUACGAUUACAAUCCAAGCGACCAAGACACUGGCCCAUAUCUGCCAGGAAUCCAAGCAAUAUGAACAUGAGGCAAUUCAGCUUUACAAGACCCUCCUUGAUACUAGGUCCACCGAGGUGGAAAUUGACUAUGAUGAUAUUCGUGCCACACUGGACACUAUGACCGAAUCAGAGAAAGUUGAAGUUCAGAAGGAAUUCUCGUCCAUGACCGAGUCAGAAGUGCGGAACUGGGUGUCUGUCCGCACCCGCCACUUGUCUUCCAUCCGGUCCACCCAGGGAUGGGCGCAUGAGGAGGCGCUGUCUCAGAUGGAGGAGCUUACUUCCUUGUACACGAAGCGUGGGGAAACUCACCAGACUGUUUCGAUCUUACAGGAAGCGACCUCUCAAAUCCUGACUUCACAGACCUCUGCCACCCAGUUGACGGCGGCAGCAAAGAGCAUUGUGUCCGGCUACAUUGAGGCGGGUGAGAUCCACCGAGCUAAGGAAUUGAGUCAGGAGCUCUAUCGCCAGAUGAUCCUGAAGGACUCUUCCAACGUGUCUCUCUUCGGAUUCGAUAUCACCUCCAGUCAACGAGAGAACCUGGCCUUCUUGGCUCAGGUUGAGUACAGCCUCCGCGUCCGCGAAGAUUCUACUGUCACUCUGAAUGAGAUUUACUCUACGCUUACCAUGGAGUAUCUGUUCAUGGAGCGCUUCCAGUCCGAAAUCAGCUCCAAGAGCACUAGCCUACAGACGUUGACAGCCACCGUCCCCCGUUUGUACGGAUUUUUGGUGUCACGGAACCGUCAGUCCGCUGCCAACCGUGUUGUCGAGCAGUUCUCCAACUACUUCCUCAACACCGAGGGUAGCAGCCUGAAGCUGAACAUACAUCAGGCUAGAGUGUUCACUGAGACUAUCUUAGAGUAUUUCAGUACUCACAAGUCGCGGGAUCUUGUCCGCUCGGUGGCCAUCGCUUCCUACAACCGGACCACGCAGUUGCUGGCAUCGGGCAAUUAUCAGGCAGCAUGCGACCUGGCUUUGACUGCAUUCCGCUACAUCUGGUCCCACCAAGGCUACUCCUCGGAAUCGACUCUAAAGCUGGUGUUCAAGCUUGGCUUGGUUAUUGCCGGUCGCGAUAUCAAGGGAGAACCCCCAGCCUCCACGCGCAAGGAAAUGCUUAACGUGUCAGGCACCAUAAUGCGCGACACGCUGGAUUACUUCCAGAGCCACAACAUUGACAUGGCUCAGUUGGAUCUUGUGAAUCUGGAGAGCUUGAUUGGCGUGCUCGAUGAGCAGCAUGACUACCACACCUUGGCCUGGAUCCUCACCUCGCUCUGGAACUCCCGGGAUACUCACGAGAUCUGGAAUGCCGAGAACGACCAGGAGGUUUCUCAGCAACAAUUCCAGUACACUUUGGCUCUUGGCCGCUGGCUGGUCAUUACUCGUUACCUCAUUGGCGACUACACGGCUGCCAUCCGCUUGGCCGAGGACAUUGUCUACAACUGCGCGCGUGUUCAGGGACCGCGUCACUCCAGCACGGUGGAGAUGACAGUCCUGCUUUCCCAGAUGUACACCAGCGUGGCCCAGGGAUACCAGAACCAGAAGGACCGUCGCGAACUGGCAUACCGGUACUACAAGAAGGCCGCGGCGGUGCACGAGAAUGCGCUGCGCUACUUCAUCGAUCCGACCUCGGUGUCCGCGUCGGAGAUGGAGGGAGGCGUCCUUUCCGGACUCUCCUCGCCCGCCUCCAGCCCCGGAGUCGGUGCAGACGAGGAAGGCAAGUUUGUGCGGAAGCACCUCCACCUGCUGAAGCUUGCAGUUGAGCGCCUGGGCGACUGGCCGAAGGAGUACUCCGAGUACGAGCGCCUCAACAAUGACUUGUUCCGUACCUACUCCAACGACUUGAAGGGCGUUGACGGAAUCGACAAAUGGAACCUUAAGCGGUUCGGUUCCGGUCGUGCUGAGGCUAGUGAUGACCUUCUCUCGACUGGCAUUGAGAACCAGGGAGUCGGCUUCUAUGAGCGCCUGGCGAUUGCCGUCUAA
Aspergillus eucalypticola CBS 122712 is the source of this 6102-nucleotide messenger RNA. Its product is annotated as NACHT domain protein. The coding region runs from base 1 to 6102 and encodes 2033 amino acids. Gene Ontology annotation, molecular function: protein binding. The record is from RefSeq and is a predicted model, not a curated record. NCBI's taxonomy places the organism in Eukaryota, Fungi, Ascomycota, Eurotiomycetes, Eurotiales, Aspergillaceae. The transcript has 5 exons.